GAUGAGCGGUUCAGAGGCUUAGCCCUGCAUUCCAGCCAGCCGAGUCUGUUUAUUUGGUGAACUCGACAACAGUUUAAAAGGUGACGUCUGUCUGCACUGGCUUGGCUUAUAUAUAUCUAGGACAGUGAUCGUCUGGGAGAAACUUUGGAUUAACAUCUUGAGCUUCGACAGUGAUAGAAAAAAAAAAGACAACUUCAUAUAAUGGACGCUUUCUAUGGAACCUGGAAAGUUCAGCUAGACAAGACAACAGGUGUUCAGGAGUUUGGUAAACUGUUUGGUUGGACUGAUGAGAAAAUAAGCCAAUUUUUAUCGAUGGAAUAUACACUUCAAGUUCAGGCCACCGCUGAUGGUACUAGAUGUAUUGUUGACUACGGUGUUGUGAAACUUGAGUUCUCUUUCAAACUGGGUGAGCCAUUCGACUACACAGGAGUAGAUGGUCUCAAAGCCAAGUGCACACCUACUUUAGAUGGCGGAAAACUUUUGGAAACUUUCCAAACAGACGCAGGCAUUGCCUGGAAAACUGUCCGAGAAGUAAGCGGCUCUACCAUGACAGCUGUUACAAGUUUAGUUGGCAAUGACAAUGUGAAAUGUAUUCAAGUAUUUCAAAAAGUUUAACUUGAAGCCACAGCUCAAACAGUCUAAUUUGUGCAAUUCUAAGUUUUUCAUUAUUUAAAUGUUGCUUUCUAGUUUUGUUGAAAUUUAAACCUAUGCUGAGUAUUAAAUGAUGUUAAGCAGUUGUUUUUUAAUUCCUUUUUUUUUAAAGUUAAGUUUGUGACCUAAUGAAUUUAUACAUCUAGUCUACAUGUAAUGUAAGUUAUAUCUCUACUUUUGUUUUGCUAAGUACAAAUCUAGAUACCUCUAUCAUCUAAUUACAUUUAUUAGAAUGAUUAACUAAUAGAUUCAUUCUUCAGUGUAAAAUUUGAUCUAAUGGUAUACACAAGAAUAUCAUAAAGAAUAUAAUUUUAGUCAUUCAUUUGUUAACAACGGGACCAUCAUAUUGAUUGUCCAGUAUUCUCUUCCUAUAUACUUCCAAAAGUCAUCUCACCAGGGCGCACAGCUUCUACUUGCUGUUUAAUUUCAUUAACUCAGCCAUUAAGUUCUUACACAUCAAAUUUUUUUUAACCUUUAUAUCAAUUUUUUAUUUAAUUUGUAUUUUGAUAAAUUUUAUUUUAGAAAUAUAAUAAACUCAUUGAAAAUAAAAUAUUUGUAUUUAUGUCA
This is a messenger RNA of Biomphalaria glabrata, 1218 nucleotides long. RefSeq names its product fatty acid-binding protein, heart-like. The transcript is spliced from 6 exons. Lineage: Eukaryota; Metazoa; Mollusca; Gastropoda; Planorbidae. The record is from RefSeq and is a predicted model, not a curated record. The coding region runs from base 202 to 615 and encodes 137 amino acids.